Sapajus apella (tufted capuchin) is the source of this 545-nucleotide messenger RNA. It is a transcript of the gene RPL27, whose product is annotated as ribosomal protein L27. NCBI's taxonomy places the organism in Eukaryota, Metazoa, Chordata, Mammalia, Primates, Cebidae. The coding region runs from base 96 to 506 and encodes 136 amino acids. Gene Ontology annotation, molecular function: structural constituent of ribosome. The transcript is spliced from 5 exons. Gene Ontology annotation, cellular component: cytosolic large ribosomal subunit; ribosome. Gene Ontology annotation, biological process: translation. The record is from RefSeq and is a predicted model, not a curated record.
GGGACAGGAAGUGAGGUCACUCCUCCCCGGGGUGAAAGAUUAGCGGAAGUGUUCUUCUUUCCUUUUUGCUGUAGGCCCGAGCGGGUGCUGCUGAAAUGGGCAAGUUCAUGAAACCUGGGAAGGUGGUGCUUGUCCUGGCUGGACGCUACUCUGGACGCAAAGCCGUCAUCGUGAAGAACAUUGAUGAUGGCACCUCAGAUCGCCCCUACAGCCAUGCUUUGGUGGCUGGAAUUGACCGCUAUCCCCGCAAAGUGACAGCUGCCAUGGGCAAGAAGAAGAUCGCCAAGAGGUCAAAGAUCAAGUCUUUUGUGAAAGUUUAUAACUACAAUCACCUGAUGCCCACAAGGUACUCUGUGGACAUCCCCUUGGACAAAACUGUCGUCAAUAAGGAUGUCUUCAGAGAUCCUGCCCUUAAACGCAAGGCCCGACGAGAGGCCAAGGUCAAGUUUGAGGAGAGAUACAAGACAGGAAAGAACAAGUGGUUCUUCCAGAAGCUGCGGUUUUAGAUGCUUUGUUUUGGUCAUUAAAAAAGAAAAAGAAAAAAA